UAAUCCGGCACUUUAUAAUCCAGCACCCUCGAUAAACCAGCACAAUUUUCAGUAGCCAAAAUGUCCUCUUCAUGCACAUUGCAGCAGUAAAUCAGAUUUGUUAAUCCAGCACCCUCCCUAAUCCAGCAGAUUUUCGUGGCACAAAUGGUGCCGGAUUAUAGAGGGACCACUGUACUCUCUUAGUCUGUAGAAUAGAUCCAUAAAAAAUUAAAAAUAAUACAAUUACAAGUCUAUAAACAAGGUAAACCUGCUCCCUUGCUCUUGAGCUAGCUUGAUUGUACAAUCCGUGUAACUACUUACCGGUACUAGUACUUGACUCCUGGUCUACUCCAGCCCCCUACUGGCCUAGCUCUCGACUCGUGUCGACCGGUGUCCGUUCUUCCUGCUACAUGCGCACAUGCAGCGCGGCGCAAAAAACGGGAAAUAGUCGCUAUUGUACAGUGAGUAUAUUAUUAUUAGUAAUAGCAUGCUGCUCUUUCAACUACAUGUACUUUCAAGUUUGGAGGGCCGGUGCAGUGGAGCGUGGGCGCGGUUCAUGAGAAGCGAAAGAUUUCACUGUUCAGCUGCUCGAGGUGUGCGCAAUAAGUAAUAAUGGCGGUGCCAGAGACUGACGGCCCGGGCCCGUACAAGGGCCAUAGCGGACCAGUCAUCACCGGCUGCUGGCAGCUAUCAGCCGGGCACCACGGCCAGCUAGACAAUGACGAGACGUUUGCUGGUCUGCAGCGCCGCAUCACACUGGGCAUGUCGACACUGGACUGUGGAGAUAUCUACACCGGCGUUGAGACACUGAUUGGAAAGUUUCGCACGUCCGCGCAACACUGCACUCCGGAGAUGCGUUCCAAGAUACGUGUUCACACAAAGUUGGUGGCGGACUUCGACACGCUCAAUUCUGUCGAUGCACAAUACGUUGAGGCAACACUGCGACGUUCCAUCCGACGCCUGCGGCAGGAGGGCCCGCUGGACCUGGUGCAAUUUAGCUGGUGGGACUACAAGCAGGGUGAUUUAAUGGGUGCGUUUGAAGCGGUGGCAGCCCUGGCUAGUGGCAGUGAUGAACGGGAGCAGCUGGUGAGACAUGUGGGUCUGACCAACUUUGACACGGCAACAACACGCCGUAUACUGGACACUGGUGCUCCCGUGUUGUCGACACAGGUACAACUCUCGCUGCUGGACCGCCGUGUCAUCUCUUCUGGCCUCACGGCUCUAUGCGCAGACCGCCAAGUGGCCGUAUUUUGCUACGGCUCUCUGGCUGGAGGACUUCUUUCUGAUCGGUGGCUUGGCAAGCCAGAACCCGCAGAGUGGUCGGCACCAAUGGAUGCAGAGACACGCUCUCUGACCAAGUAUCUGCUGGUGGCACGCGAGUUUGGCACAUGGCAGCUGGUGCAGAGUCUGCUGGCGGUCUUGCGCUCCAUCGCCGACCGCUGUGUGGCUUGGGCUGACGAUGGCAGCAGCAGCAGCGCCAGUAUAGCGCAGGUUGCCGUGGCAUGGGUGUUGCAGCAGCCCGGUGUGACCUCGUGCGUUAUUGGUCUACCGCGGGGUGCUGGCAUCCCCGGCUCACAAGGAGCACAUCGCUCAGAGGAGGUUCUGGCUAGCGCUCGGAUUAAGCUCGGUGCAGCAGAUCUUGAAGCCAUUAAUGAGGUGCUGUCACAAUCAAGCGGGCCAUCGGGUGAAUUCUACGCUAUGGAGCGAGAACGGGAUGGCAGGCACGGUAAGAUUAUGCGCUACAAUCUCUCGCGUAUAGGAUGUGUUGAGCAUGCCGGGGAGCUUGUUGAAGAAUGGCAGGCGCUCAGUAAAGCACUCCAAGACAGCAAGGGGGAGACGGCUGCUGUCGAAAACCCUAGCAAGCUCUGCCGGCAGCUGCGCUGGGAAGCGUGCUACUGUCUCAAAGCAUUGUCCGAACCUCAUGCUCAGGUGGCGCCAGACAACGUAGCAUCCUUGAAGAAGCAAACGGCGGUGCGCAACUUACAAGAACUGCUGAAGUGGGUGGAGACGGCAGACGUGGAUAAACAAAGCGGAGAUUUCUGAAUCCACUCAAUGUACAUGUGCUAGCCUCUACUGUACCAACAAUAGGGACACUAGCUGCUCAUGGUCUGGACAUGUGUUGACUUCAGCUGUUACUAUGAGUACUAGUAGUAGUCGCAAAGAAGUGCGCAGCACAUCUGUAUACGACCGUGACCGAGUCGAGCGACCGAGUCGUCACAGUUCAUUUAGUAUACAGAGUACAUAUGUGUGUGAUUGUAUUGCCUGAACAUUGUAGCUCUUAUGUCUUAUUCCACAAAUGAAGCUUCUGGCUCUCAUAUGGACUGAAUAGAUAAAUUGAGUUUUACGUGAUGACCGAUCUGUAAAAGAUCCUCGUACUGAGUCGGUCAAAAACACCUUUCCAAAUGCGUGAGAUGCCAUCAUGCCGUAGUUGAGAAUCAGAUGGCAUCAUGCAGCUCCUAGAGGUGAGGGACUGUCAUAUGCACUCAAGUAUCCAUCCGAAAUUUAAUUUCCUCAUUUCCUCCCAAGGAGUUUUUGGACUAAACCAAGUACAUGUACCAUAGGCUAACGGCAAUUUGUCCAGCCUUUCAAAUGUGUUUCAUGUUCUGUGGACGAAUGUUUUGGUUGGAUGAAUUGCCUUUCUUUGGAGCUGGACAAUGCGGUUUACCGACUAAAUUUCUGCUUCAACAGAACA
Messenger RNA from Sycon ciliatum, 2671 nucleotides. RefSeq lists its product as uncharacterized. The record is from RefSeq and is a predicted model, not a curated record. Bases 592 to 2022 code for a protein of 476 amino acids. NCBI's taxonomy places the organism in Eukaryota, Metazoa, Porifera, Calcarea, Leucosolenida, Sycettidae. The transcript has a single exon.